AUGGCGCAAUCGGCAGGAAGAGACGGCUUACCGUCUGGUCAGAUGAAGAUAGGUCAAAGGAAAGCGAGGAAGCUGGAGGAGCAACGGCUCAUGUCCCAUGCUCAAGAGGCUGAUGACCAAGAGCCGACGUCGGCUACAUCUAAUGCCACUGGUCGACCCAUCCGCGCAGCUUCUCAGGCUGCACCAAAGGCAUGGGCGUCGAUGAUGAAGAAACCUCGUGAUAAGGAUGAAUUUUCUAGUACGAAGACCGUGAGUGGUAAUCCGGCCGAUGCGAAGUUACAAGGCAUGACCCACACUCGUGUCGAUGGAAGAGAUGGCGCAAAACCGGUACCAGGGAAGCGGAGCAGGGCGGAUUCGACAGUAGCAAAGGCGAGUGCUACUGACAAGGGUGCGCGAGCGAGCCCAGACGCGCCGCCGGAAGUCAGCGACACUGAGCGCCGAUCGCCAAAGAAGGCGAAGAUAGGCUCCUUGCAGCCUGCUAAGUUCAACAAGAGGCGAAUCUAUCCGGCGGCCAACCUCAGUGAAUCAGACAAUGAACUUGAUCUCCAGCCGCCGCCGCCGCCUCCACCGCCGCGCACAAAGGGUGUACUACCUCAAAGGUCUCAUGCUGAGGCCCGGACCGGAAAUGCCGAGGAGCUUCUUGACGACGACGGGGAGGAUGAGCAGUACGAGCGUGGGGAGGAGGAGGACGAUGGGGAAGACCUAGAGAACCAUGAGGCCUGUGUGGACUUCGAUGCCGAGCAGGUUACGUUUACUGCUCCAGGUGCACACCUCAACUCUGAGACAGCCAACAGCCGGAGCACAGGACGCAGUAGCGGGCGCUUUCAGCGCCCUCGUUUACCGACUCAAUCAUCGCGUUCAUCCAGCAUUGCUAGCUCGCACCCUACUGAACCGCCGGGCACAGAUCAUGAUGACUUCGACAUGCACGAGCCGGACCUAACACAGCAAGCGGACGACAAUUGCGACGACUCAGACAGCGGGCCAACUCGGAGUGCUUAUGCCAAAGCGGCCCGCACUCAACGUCGUGUGGUGGAUACUAGUAGUAGCGGGGAUGAGUUCGAUGAUAUGGUGGAGAAGGAAAUCGUGGUGCCUGUGCCGCCGCGGCAGCUCACGAAGAAGCAGAAAAAGAAACUGAAGGAAGAGGCCCCAUCCAUCCGUUUGUCGACUAAGAGGGGCAAGAAGAAGGCCCCUGCGGAGCACACUGUCAGUGAUAGCGAGGACGACGGCUCACCGUGGCUCCCUCGAACAAAUCUCAACGAGGUCGACGCCAAGGGGAUGGACAUCAAGCCUCAGAACGGCGUCAUCAAGCAAGUCAUGCGGCAUGCCUUCGCCAUCGGCGACCGCAUGAUAGCGUUCGGAUCUCAAGACUCGGCGCAGAUCGACGGCCACCCUGACUUCGACGUGCUGAACAGCAUGAGCACGCCGAUGGACAAAGCAAUGCUGGACAAAAUCGCACUCGCAGCGCUCGUCAGUGCGGCCGAGAAGCUAGGGUACGGCGACGACGACUACGAUGUUGCGGACUGUCUCGAGCGCGGGUCUUAUCGCCACUAUAUCAAGCCGAUCACAACUUAUGUUGCACAUCGACUGAGCUUGUUCCGAACUGCGAUCAAGAAAGCAGUCACGUCAUCUGUUGAACAUGUCUAUGAUCUUGUACAAGUCACCGCCGGCACGCAGGCACCUACAUGCGCAAAGCUUUUGGAAGACAUGAACUACAUCUAUCCUUGGGAUUCAAAGGAUGGAUUUAAUCGGCGAGCGCCGUACGAGAACGCCGUCAUCAAGUCCGCCUUGCGUGCCGCUUUCUUCACACAGCAACAGUAUCUCUGCGUGGGAUUGCAGAAUAGUACUUUGUUCAAGUCGACGACGGACACAUCCACGGAGAUUGAAAUCCCGGCAGACAUGUUGGCUUUGACCAUGACGGCGGUGGAAGCAGUGCUUUCCGAUUACAACCUGAACCUGACCAAGUCCGACUUCGGCGCUACAAGCGCACCGGCUUAUCGCGCGCACAUGGUGCGCCUCGCUGACUUCCGCCACUCACUGCCCCGGCGAUACCACCGCGUCAUGCAUGAGCUCUUCAAGGCAGCUACUAUAGGGCAUAUGAUUCAUGCGGGCGCACGGAGUGGUGGUACUAUAGACUGGGCUGACAUACCAGACGAGUAG
Messenger RNA from Rhodofomes roseus, 2157 nucleotides. RefSeq lists its product as uncharacterized. The record is from RefSeq and is a predicted model, not a curated record. Lineage: Eukaryota; Fungi; Basidiomycota; Agaricomycetes; Polyporales; Fomitopsidaceae. Bases 1 to 2157 code for a protein of 718 amino acids. The transcript is spliced from 13 exons.